Messenger RNA from Thyridium curvatum, 312 nucleotides. RefSeq lists its product as uncharacterized. Bases 1 to 312 code for a protein of 103 amino acids. The transcript is spliced from 2 exons. Gene Ontology annotation, biological process: proteasome assembly. The record is from RefSeq and is a predicted model, not a curated record. NCBI's taxonomy places the organism in Eukaryota, Fungi, Ascomycota, Sordariomycetes, Thyridiales, Thyridiaceae.
AUGCUCUCCCUCACAACCGCCUCCGCCGAAGAAAUAGGGACACCAACCCCCAUAGGAUCGUUCGUCUACGCUCUCCCGGAUGCAAUCGAGGCGACUCUGGAGUUCACCUCGAGGCUGGCAAAGCUGGUUGCCAAGAAGACCCAGCUGCCCACGUACGUGAGCAACUCGAUCAGUCUCGCCAGCACCGGCCUCGGAGGCACGAUGGAGGAGGAGAUGGAGGCCUACAGGAAGGUCGUCGAGGUCGUCAUGCCCCGGAUCCAGCACCUGGCGCAGGGCGCCGCCCCCUUGCCUAACGGGGUGAACAGCUCGUGA